GCCAAUACCUGGAGCGACUGAAGCAGUUCGUCUCGGUGGAACUGGUCAACUGACAAAAGUUGAACAAAGGCGGUGGUGGUGGUGGUGGUGGCAGUGGAAGUGGCGAUGACAGAGGAGGAGGAGAAAAAAGUGGCCGGAAGAAGCGAAAAGCAGAUAAGGAUAAGCGCAGCAGCAAAGACACGCCGGAUGGGAGCGGUGGCGAAAUGGCAAUUGACGAUGUACCGGAGGAAGAUGAGAUCGAGGACGAUCUUAAUACAGACGACGAGAUACUGAACGCAUCAAUAACUAUCAGCUCGAAUUCGAAUGUGUCGACAACGGAGAAGCUUCUCUAGCAUCAGGGGUCGGACGCUGGUAGCGUCGAUCAUUUGGCUGCCAGCGUCCCGAUGCCACCCACCGCCGCCGACGUUCCCGCUGCCACCGCAUUCAAGCUGCCCCAUGAAAAUAGCAAUAGCCACACCAACAGUCUCAACAAUAGCAAACGAAGCAACAACUCCGCUCGCAGCAGCGGAAACACCAAAGCCACGGUCCACAUCAACGGGAUCGCGGUCGAUCACUUCCAGCAGAACUCGGAUGUCGACGAGGACCGGAGCUCAUUGGCAGCGGCGUCCUGUCCGAAUAACGACAUCCACGGGUUUAUUUCUUAUUCCAGCGACAGCAGCAUGAUUGAACUUAACCUGAAGUUCAAGAAGUGUGCCUGCAAUGAAAACAUCAUUAAUAUAUCCAAAGAAAAUCUUCAGCAACAACGGACAGAACAACGAAACUCGGAAUCGUCGUUGGCCAUCGCUACCAGCAUGUCUUCUGCCGGGGGGCUGCUGAGUGAGUCCACGGCGGGAAUCGAGGGGGCUUCCGCUACUGCCGCCGCCACGUCGUUCAACAAAGAAGGUAAAAGUAAGAAAUUACUACAGUUAAACAAAGACAAUUUAAAUAGUUUAGUAAAUAAACUGAACGAUACGAAUAGCUCAUCCUCAUCGUGUACAAAGUGUAGAUUAUCGUUAGAUAUAAACAAUAUUUUAAAUCAAAUAGUAGGCGAUGGAAAGCUCAAAUCCGCAGCCCAGGCUAAUGCUAAUGCAAAAGAACAAACGCCAACUGAGAUCGCAAUAGGCAAUGCCGCCGGCGGUUCGGCGGAAAAACAGUGCAAUCGAACCCUGAAGGUAGUGAAUAAGCUCGGUAGUCCUUCCAACAAGGCUGCCAGUUGGUCCCCUUUGCUUCCUUCUCCUUGUUCCCAUUCCCCUUCUCCCAGCGUUUCCACCGAUGACCCGAAUCGGCUUCAGAGGCGACACAGUGAAACCGUUGAACGACGCUCAAUCGGUAUACAACACGGAUUGAAGUCCGGCUACCGCAAGAAGCAUCAGCUUCGGAAGGGUAAAACACAAGUAGAGGAAAUUAUCGUCAUUUCCGACGAGUUCCGAAGACAAUCACUAUCGGACCAGAAGGUCAGAAUCCAGAAAUCCAAAAAGUACUCCCUUUCGAUGGAGAGCAUCGACAAACAAGUGGACGAACAAUCGGGUAAGAUUGGAGGUGGGGUAUUCGAGUGUCUCCACCUGGAAAACGACACCCUGACAGUAGUGGUCGAUUCCAGCGCCGCAACGAAUGGCCACAAGAAGUCCAACAAGUCUAAAUCCAAAUCCGUUGACGACAUUUCCCUCAGUUCCAAUCACAACGAGGAAGAAUUCCCUCCAACCGGCGCGCUCUCCAACGCAGCCAACAGCGUUGAGCUGGUGUUCAUCUCCGAUGAAUUUGUCCAACGCAAAACCCGCACCAGCUCUGACGUCAUAAUCGUCGAUGCGAACAAAAAGAGUCUCAAACGGCGCAAGUCCACAACCAGCAAAAACGUGAUCAUCAUAACCGAUGACUACAAACAGAAAUCGUCCACCGCCCGGAGCGAUGUCCGGAUUGUCAAAAGCAAUUCGCUCAAAUCCAAAGACCCGCGCCGCAAAACGACCAUUUCCAAUUCGAACAGUUUUCUCACCUACGAGGAACCGUUCUCGCCGGAAACGCUGGAGAACAAAGACAUCGGAACGAUGUUUGCCGAAGCGAGCGCGGCAGCUGCCUCCAAGUAGGACGAUCGUAGUAGCACCAAUUAGCCACCUAGUACCGAACCACGUCCCCACUCUUUUUCAGCUUAAGAAUUUUAAGAAUUUGGCACAACAUUUCUAACGCUGAACGCACAGAACACGACACAACUAGAACCAGUCUGAAUGGGUAGUCGUUUGCAUCGUGGAAAACAUGCACGGAUUUUUUAUGUAAUUUAUGUGUUCGUUCUUUAUCUUGUUGCUUUAUGAGCGUAUGUUGUACCUUUAGAGACAGUUUUUUUAUUGCUGUUUGUUUAUUUCUGUAACUGUGUUUCUUAUUGUAUAAGUGUUUUUAACUCGUGGAUGUUGCUUUUUUUUAAUCAGUGAUGAAAGUUCAUUGAACUAAACAAGAACUGGUAUUUGUAUUGCCGUAUUGCGUUAUUGAGUUGGUGACCAUUUGCUGUCUGGGCCGAGUCUGUCUGGAAGACCUUUAGAGAAAUUUCUUCUUUGUCAGAAUUUGAUAAAUCCGUAAAAACUGAAAUUGUGAUUUUACAGCUAAAAAUUCCUCCAGAAAUUUCUCUAAAAGUUUCGUCUGACAAAAUUCUACAAACUCUUUUUUACCUUGUAUUUGCCAAAUUUAGGAUUUCGUUCAAUUUGCUGGAUAUGUUAUUAGAUAUUUGUACCUGGAAUUAUUUUUGGAAACCUAGGAAAAUCAAGAAAUUUUGUAAUUGUUAACAGAUAGGCACUCUGGAAAUUCUUUCAUAAGUUCUGCAAUAUGUACCUCUAAGGCCUGAAUUAAUUUCUCCUGCAAAUUUCUGUCAGAAAUGCCACCAUUUACCUAUACUCUAAAGAAUUUCCCAGUACAUUAGCAAGUUUUUCGCAGGCAAGCCGUAAUAAAAUACAUUUUUUCGUAUUUUUAAAUAUUUUUUUUAAUAUUUGGAAGAAUGCUGUAAGAAAUUCCAUCAGGAUUUUUCUCUGCUUUAGAACUUCUUUAGAAAUUCCUCUUGGAAUAAAAGAUUUCCCACAGGAAUCCUUCUGUAUUUUCCAUGCCGUUUUCCUUGGUAUUUCUUUUUUUUAUUUCUUUUGAAGAUUCCUCCGGAUCCCCAUUGGCAUUUUUCCAAGAUUCGGAUCCUUUUCUGGAUUCUUGCUUGAAAUUUUUCCGAGAUUCCUUUAUUUUUGUCGAUUUCUGCUGAAGGUUUUCACGGGGAUCAUACAAAAAAAAAAUCCAAAGGGUUUUUCGGUAUUGCUUCCAAAGUUUCUCCUGCGUUUUGCCCAAACAAAAUUUCACGGGAUUUCUUUCAUGAUUAUUUACGAGAUCUCCACAAGAGUUACUCUCAUUGCAGAUGUUUUCACAGAAUUUCUCCUAAAGUUUAUCUCGGGAUUCCUCUUGCAGAUUUCUCGCGAUUGUUUAAGUAUUUCUCAUGAAGUCUACUGGAGAUGUCAGUAGAUCUUCCCGGGAUUUUUUCCAGAGUUUCUGCAGAAGUUAUUUCUAGGAUUUCUACUAGAGCUUUCUUAAGGAGUUUUCCUGCGGGAGCUCUUGCCGGGAGUACACCCCAAGUUUCUCCUGCAAUUUCUUCAAGAAAUUUCAAUGAGCUUUCUUCUAAGUUUCGCCCUGUAUUUCUACAGGAGUUUCAGCUGGAAUACUUCUUAAAAGUUCUUACGAAAUUUCUUUGAAAGUUUCAUCUGAAAUUUCUCUCGGAGUUUGUCCCGGUGCUUCUUUCAGAGCUCUUUCCGUGAUUUCUUUCAGAGCUUUUUCUCGGCUUUUCCUCAUAUUAUUCCCUGAGAUUUUCUUGAAAUCCUUACCGAAAAUCGUUCCAAAACUCUGGAUGCUUAUUUUUGGGAUUUCUUUAAUAGCUGCUCAAGGAGUUCUUGCAGAGAUUUUUCAAGGAGUUUUUCUCGGAAUGCCUUCUGGGAUAAAUUUCUAAAUUUCUUGUAAGAUAUUCCCGGAGAAAUAUCCGAAUAAAUCCUAAGAAAAACUGAGAAAACUCGGAUCGUGGGAGAAAUUUCGGGCAAAAUCUCGCGUGAAUAUCCAAGAAAAACAUCGGAAUCUUUAGAAAAAUCCCUGGAAGAACUUCUGCAAGAACCUCGUAAAUAUUCUGAGAGAAACUGUUGGAAAGCUAUACCGGAAAACUACUUAGAGAUAUUCCUUAAAGGAUUUUGGAUAAGUUUUGAAACGAUCGGCGGGAUGAAUCCAGCGAGAAACUUGAGAAAACCUCUGAAAAAAUCACGGGAGGUACCCCAGCAGAGACCUCGAGAAAAACUUCUGCAGAAAUUCUGAGAGAAACUUUGGAUGAAAUCCCAAGAUCAAUUCUCAGAAAUCCCAAAAGAAGACCAAAACAUCUCUUGGGAAGUUGUUCAUCGGAGUAGUCAAAAUAAUCAAUCGGUAUCACCAGUUUUACUUAAAAUUGUUGAAAUACUAUCGUAAUUUCAAGUUUUCCAUUGGAUUUGGAAUUACGGAUUGGAUUUCCUGAAAGUUUUUUUUCUGAUUUUCUUGACAUUUCUUAUAAAACAAAUUUCGAUGGCAUUGUCGAAUCAAUUUCUUGCAAUCAACCCAAUAGAAUUCUGAGAAAAAUGUAGAUAUAUUCCAAAGCCGAUCUUUGUUUUAUUUUCAAAGCAAAACUACUUGGAAGAAUUCAGCUAUUUGGAGGGAUUUCUUGGAGGAAAGCUUGCGCAUUUUACUUCCUCAAAAUUUUUGAGGAUAUUUUUGUAUAAUUUUCGAAAAAUAUAUAUAUUUAACUAAAUUUUUGAGGUAUUUUUUAAUUUUUAAUGGAUUAAAAUUCUCCCUUGGAAAAACCUAGCAAACCUAGGGAAUUUUAUUUUGUCUUUUGAGUAGACACCUUGAAUUUCAAAUUUAUUUUCAUGGACAAAAGUCUAUCAGGGGGAGGGGGGUAUGAGCUGGUCAAAAUUUGGUCUACGUGGUUUGUGAACAGACCCAUAAUAAGUUUUUAGUAAUAGUAAUGUUAAUUGUUAUAAUCGAUUUGCCAGUAAAUGGUCACUUUGUCAAGCAGCUUCACAUCGAGUUAUCUCUUCAAAAACAAUGUCCGUGCUUGUUGAACUUCAACUUAAACUCAUUGCUUAAAAGUAAUAAUUCGUAUUAAGGCAAGUAGGGUAUUAUUUAAUAUUCCUUACUAAACUGCGAUUGAGGUUAAGUUCAAACUGAAAUGCGACUGAUUUAGCUGCAAACAAUGCCCAUAAGCAAAUCAACGUUUAUUAGCAAGCUGAUAUUUUACAAAUUUCUAGAAAAUUUAGACCAAACCAAUUCUCGGUCAAACAAUGGGACGUAUGCACCCUCGAAAGCACAAAUCUAAAACAGAAGUAGCAGUUAACACAUAAAUCACACAUCAGCACCUGAAGACAAGACUAAAAACUAAUCGCAAAGUAAUUAGCAGCAACAAUGGCUUUUGCACGUUACCCCAGAAAAAUAUGAACCUUUAACACCACACAUACCCACUCUCUCACAUCAUCAAUCCUUAACCCAAGUUCUGCCAAAUCUGACACCAUUGUUGUUUUCUCCACCUCUAUUGCAGAUCUGAUCUGAAUUCACCUUAUUGCCGUCCCAUGUAGCACAAACAAACAAGUAAAAAAGAACUAAAAUUACAAGCAUAUAACUGUUGUAAGACAGCAGACUCACACUUAACUGCUAGAGUAGCCACGUAACUGGUAACGAGAGAAUAUUUGUACAAUAUUCGUACUCCUCCUCACCGGAUGCUUCCUACUAAAAUAUUUACUAGAAAAAUAAAACAUUUGAGAGCACUGUGGAAGCGGAAUUCACCACCCAGAUUCCCUAUUUUUACAGCCGUAGUUUACCGUAGCGAUCGUGUGGCCGCUUCCCACCGUUUAGAUGAUUUUGCAUUCCUUUUCUAGUAAUGACGUGAUCGUAGCUUUUCCACUUAGGAAAAUGACCCUUGCAAAUCUAAGAAAAAAUCCUGCAUUUAUUUGUCGUGUGCACAUGAGAUAAUAUGGGUACAUACAUACUAUUAUCCCUCAGUUCCUGUGCAAUUCCAUUAUGUAACUAUCUACAUCUUCCUUUCGCGCUAACGCAAACGCAAAAGUCUUCUAAGAAAAAUUCUGAAACAGAAAGCAAAUCAUACCGAUGGAACCGUUUUUUGCUGCAAGUAGUUUUACAAGAUCGAAUACAGAUAAAAACAACACUCAACAGUAGAUGAGGAAGUAAAUCUAACGAACACACUCGUACAACCAAGGACUGCAUAAAGAAGUAAUCUAAUCAAACUUAAUAAAAUGUGACUGUACUGUAACAAGUAGGAGAAGAACGAUAGAACGAUCACCUUUUUGUCCCGUUUUUUCCGAUCUUCGAAUCUAUUAUACAUACCCCGUGUUAGACGAAUCUUUAGCGACUGAAAGGGACAGGAAUAAAAAGUCUGUCAUCGUAUCUUGGUAUAAUAGGAAAAUUGUAUGGGAAAAAUAAAGCAAAUCUACUAGUGUAGAAUCUAAAGCAAACAGAAAAUAAUUCUACGACUAAGGUGUUUUAUAUAUAGGCGGAAAAUGACUUCAUCAAAUUAUUCCUGUGAAACUUGUUCAAUAAAUAAACCGACCACACAGACUAUCACACAAGCUACCCAUUUUUUUGCAAUUCUUCGCAAACCUCGAACAUUUCUUUUCUUUUUUAGCAUAUUUUUUUUCGGAAGUGUGAGAGUAACUGGAGUGCGUUUAAACGAGAAUUCCCUGUAUUUGUUUCGUCAAAUCUCUACAUGGUGAAUGAAUAUUGCCCCCUUUAGAAGUACGAGUCCGUAUGUGUGGUGUAAAAAUAUUGUCAACAGUGUAAUACAAUACUAGCGAUUUAUUAUGAUUGUGAGCAUUGCAAACGCAAUGCGUUUUUUACCCAAUUAUUAGUCCAAGUGAGAAGAAAUUCGAAACAUGAAUAUUAUUAUAAUUAUUUAAAUGGUAUAAACAUAGUAUAUAUUAGUUGUCAGUUGUCAUAAAAUUAUACAAAAAAAGUGAAAGAAGUAAAUAUGAAAAAAAAGAAAUUAUAUAAACCCAACUGUUAUAAGUCAAACCCAA
This is a messenger RNA of Aedes albopictus (Asian tiger mosquito), 7031 nucleotides long. Its product is annotated as alpha/beta hydrolase domain-containing protein 17B. Gene Ontology annotation, biological process: protein depalmitoylation. The record is from RefSeq and is a predicted model, not a curated record. Gene Ontology annotation, molecular function: palmitoyl-(protein) hydrolase activity. Bases 384 to 2060 code for a protein of 558 amino acids. NCBI's taxonomy places the organism in Eukaryota, Metazoa, Arthropoda, Insecta, Diptera, Culicidae. Gene Ontology annotation, cellular component: endosome membrane; plasma membrane. The transcript is spliced from 2 exons.